This is a messenger RNA of Salvelinus fontinalis (brook trout), 4632 nucleotides long. RefSeq names its product pleckstrin homology domain containing, family F (with FYVE domain) member 1 (gene plekhf1). Gene Ontology annotation, molecular function: metal ion binding; phosphatidylinositol binding. The record is from RefSeq and is a predicted model, not a curated record. Lineage: Eukaryota; Metazoa; Chordata; Actinopteri; Salmoniformes; Salmonidae. The transcript is spliced from 2 exons. Bases 3291 to 4175 code for a protein of 294 amino acids.
CCUGUCUUUGGUAUACAAGAUGCUUAAUUUCCUGAUCAUUUGGGAAUUUCCUAGUUGGUCAACUUUUUAGGAGGGACCUGUUGUAUAUUGUUGGUUUGGAUGUUGGUUUGUCAAUUGAAGUGAUGUAGGUACUAGAAACAUUGCUGACCUGAAAUGUUCAUUUGGUAGUUAAGUUGCAUUGACAAGUAGGUCUCUCAUUGUUGGCUUUUGGAUAGCUCAUAUUUGUUUCUUUAUUAACUAUGAGUAUGAUUUUUGUCAACUUUUUAUGCUAUUACAAUAAUGAAAAUGGAGUAAUUGAAUUUAUAUAUUUUUUAAUCAAUUUAAUUGACAAAGCAUUUGCUGUCUGUUUUGUAAAAUAUUGUAAAAUUUUAUUUCCCAGUAAAACGCCUAUCCCUGUUCUAAGUAGUGUGCCGACAAAUGAGAUAUUUCGUUGUUUUGGGCAGGGGGGUGUGUAUGAGACCGGCUGGAAGGGAACAACUUAAUGUCAUCACUUCCUUCUUCACUGGGACUUCAAAUAUGCUUUCUAUUCUUUCUUUUCACAGGGUGUAAGGUCUUGGUCAAGAGGGCUGGUGUAUCAGUCCGUGCAAUGCAACACUAUGACCUCAUUUGAUGCAGCAAAAAAGCAUACCAUUUAUUCAACCUUGUAUGUGUAAUAUUCAAGUCCACUGUUUCUUGCAUGCAUGUGCUAUGUUUAUUUUUUCUGCCCUGGUGACUUGGCAUUCCAUGCUAAACAAUAGCCACACUUGGACAUAUUGUUUUCCCUCAUAAAAAAAAACCACAGGAUGCACAUUAACCAGAUUUCACAAUUUUUUGGUUCUACUUCUGUAUUCUUGUAAAGCGUGGAGCUUGUUAGAAAUCUGUCAUGUUUGUUAUGGUAUAAUGGCUGGUAAGAGUAUUCCUUGAAACAAUGUCUUCGUCUUUUUCUCCACCUUUACAGUCUUUGCUCUAUUCUGCUCAACCAGACAGACAACUUUGUGGUUGUUUUUUAAAUGUUGGUUGUUGGCAGUCAGUUGAUGAUGGUCUGUUUUAAAAAUAGAAUGAUGCCUUUUUGGUACACAUCAGGCACAGUUAAACUGUACUUUCAUGUGUUUUUUCUACUGAAAAAAGGCCAACCUUGUUAGCUGUAAUAACUCUUGCACCUAGUUCAAUGAUACACACAUUUGAGCUAACACGAUUACAUUUUUUACUCAUUCUUUUGGUGAGAUGCAGAUAGUUGUGUUUAAAGAAGAUAUGGCCUCUGAAAAUGGCAACGUUUGUGCGUUUGCUUUUUUAAUCUGCGUGUUCCAUCAUAAGGUGGCCUGAGAAGAUCACUUAUGAUUGUUUGAUUUGUGAUGUCAUGACAUUUUUCAAUGCUUCCCUAUCAGAAGUUGGUCUUUGUGUAGGCCUAUGUCCUAGUUUAUACAACAUUCCAUAAGAGUGAUCCAUCAAGAGAACACUUUCUCAUACUACCGAAUAUUUGUGGUUUUCCCCAGAGCGAGAAUCUGGUCAGCAUGCAGCAAAAUCAUUUGUGAUUUUCCAUUCAAUGCUGCUUUUCAAUUAUAGCAAGUUCAUUGUUUUGUUUUUCAGUUGCAACUAGCUAGUAUCACUAACCAUCAUUAUAUUCCUAUAAUUUAUAGCCAUGCAAUUUUUUUCCUAUCAUUACAUUGUUAUUAAUAUUUCUGCUUAAAGCUGGAAUCCCUGGUUGCUACGUACAUUUUUGGACCUAUAAAUGAAUGAUACACUUUGAACGGGGUAUGGUAGUAGGUGCCAGGUGCACCGGUUUAAGUGUAUCAAGUACUGCACACUGCUGUGUUUUUCACUUAACAGUUUCCUGUGUUUUAUCAAGAAUGGCCCAUCAAAAGAGGGUGUAACUCAAUAUUAGGAGUGUGUCCUAAUUUUUUGUACACCUCAAUUCAUCAGAGCAUGGACUCUACAAGGUGUCAAGUGUUCCACACGGUGCUGGCCCAUGUUGACUCCAAUGCUUCCCACAGUUGUGUCAAGUUGGCUGGAUGUCCUUUGGGUGGCGGACCAUUCUUGAUACACACGGAAAACUGUUUAGUCUGAAAAACCCAGCAGCAUUGCAGUUCUUGACACAAACCGGUGCGCCUGGCACCUACCAUACCCCGUUCAAAUGGACUUAAAUAUUUUGUCUUUCCAAAAGGGCUUGUAAGUAAGUGUUAAUUAAAAAUAUAUAUCUAAAACUAAAAAAACGAAUAGUUAAAGAACAGCAGUAAAAUAACAGUAGCGAGGCUAUAUGCAGGGGUACCAGUACAGAGUCAAUGUGUGGGGGUACAGGUUAGUCGAGGUAAUUGAGGUAAUAUGUACAUGUAGCUAGAUUUAAAGUGACUAUGGAUAGAUAAUAACCAGAGAGUAGCAGCAGUGUAAAAGGGGGGAGGUGGACAAUGCAAAUAAGUCUGGGUAGCCAUUUGAUUAGCUGUUCAGGAGUCUUAUGACUUGGGGGUAGAAGCUGUUAAUACUUUUGGACCUAGACUGAUUGAAGUGGAUUGAACAAGUGACUUCAAUAAAGGAUCAUAGCUUUCACCAAGAUGUACCUGGCCAGUCUAUGUCAUGGAAAGAACAGUUCUUAAUGUUUUGUACACUCAUACCCAUUGAUUCUUGAAGAAUUAUAAAUGCUACAUGAGCUUAGGUCAACUGUUGUUUUUUACUCCAGUGUUUGUAAGCAAUGUAAAUGUAAACAAACACUGUAUAGCCUCAAAACAUGGUUAAAACUGUAAUGUUGAUAUCAUGGAUGAUCAGUCCUUGCAUCCAUAGCUCUGUCUAUGAAUUUGAGAGUGUUUACACUUCUCCAAGGCCCACCCCUCAGCUUUUUACCAAAACACUGGCGAGAUGACAGCUUUGUUAUUGUUUCAAUUAAGGAUGCUAACUCUAAUGCUGUCCAACGUGUUGUCCUGUAUUCAUAGUCACAAUACAACACAAUACUUGUAUUUACUGUCAUUUAAACAGGAUCCCUAUGCCCCGAGUCACAUCCCGUCAUGUUUGAGAAUCUGGUCUUGCCUGUUUUCCCUUGUUCUAAUUGCUCUAUUUCUCGCUCUCUUUCUCUCCCUCCCCGUCAAGUUGUUUUGGAACUCCCCACGCCGUGCGACUCAACAGGAAAUGUGAGUUUCACAUAUAAAGGACCUCUCGUGGCAACUCACUCGUCAUUACAGAAACGACUACUUGACACUGACAAAACCUACUGUAUGGUGGUCAAACGGGAACUAAGCGAUUUACUACCGAGACAUAGACUGCUGCAGCGUAAACAAGAUAUUUAGCACAAAACGGAGAGUAAAAGUGCUGUAAUCCAGCUCAUCAUGGUGGACCAGCUGGCUUUCACGCAAGAGAACAGAGAGCGGAUCCUGGCGGUGGAGAACUCCUUUGGCCCCUUUGGGAAGUUUCUGUUCAGACCUGGCCGGGUCUUGAUAGGCGAGGGGCGGCUGAUGAAGCUGUGUCGACGCCGCCCACAGCCCAAAGUAUUUUACUUGUUUAAUGACAUUUUGGUCUACGGUAGCAUCAUCCUUCAUGGACACUGGCACAAGAACCAACAGAUAAUCUCCCUGGAGGAUAUCCAGCUAGAGGACCUGGAGGACGGGGUCAGCAUGGAGAACCAGUGGCUGAUCCGCACCCCAAGGAAGUCAUUUUACGUGUCAGCUGCCUCUGCUGAGGAGAAGCAGGCCUGGAUGGAGCACAUCGAGGACUGCAGGUCCAAGCAGCUGCAGCAUGCCGGUUGCCAGCCCGGAUGCACCUUCGCCACCACCUGGAUCCCUGACCGGGCGUCCGCCAUCUGCAUGCGCUGCGCUAAAACGUUUGGGGUCAACAAACGUCGCCACCACUGUCGUCGCUGCGGCUUCGUCGUCUGCAACGCCUGCUCCAAGAAUCGGGCCGUAAUCUGCCACAUCUCUACUAAGCCUGUGAGGGUAUGUCGACUGUGUCACCUCAGUCUCCAGGACCACGGGGCGCUGACCCAGGACGAGGUGCAUUCACGGGGGGACAGCGAUGGGAGGAACUGCUCUGAUGAAUACGAACUGGUCAUGCCUGAGUACGAGGCGACUAUCGACGAUGAGGCAGAUGAGCGGGUAGAUGAGCACGCACCACACAAGUGGGUUGAGUCUCAGAUCAACUCUUGGUCCCCGUAUAACUAUUUAAAACCGCACCAUCAAAGUCCCAAUCUCACUGGCUUGUCAAACCACUUGACUUGAAUUGGAUUGACUUUUGGACAAUGUGAGAGGACACUGAAAAGUAUUUACUGAAUUAGUAUGUGGUGAAGAAAAGUGUCAAAUCAAGACGUUACAUGAUCACAUGUAAUGAUAAAUAUUGUGCAAAUAUGAACACUACUGGAUCAAUAUAUUCCUGUUAAUAUACCUUUGAGUGUAUUGGGGAUUUUAUUUGUGUUAUCCGUUUGAUAAAUGUUAACCUGUAUUAUGAAUUGUUAACUGUCCAUUAUACACACACGAAGCAUCUUUGUUUACAUGAAAUAUUUUGCACUGAAUACUUUUAUAUUCAUCCUAUACUUAUCUUCUUUAAAAAAUGCAUGUGGACUAAGAUAAUGUGCCUAUAUUGUGUACCUGUAAUUAUAACUCUAAAUGACAAUACCUAUGCUUCUUUAUCACAUUCAUAUCAACCAUUUACCGAUAAAAUAAAAUAUUUUGAUAGCAA